AUGUCCACCGACCCUCUUUCCGACCCCAUCCUUUUCCUCAACGAACUCACCCGCCUUGCCACCAACGCUUCGUCCCUCAAUUCCUCCAUCCCCACAACCGCCGACAUCUCCCGCUGGGUGAACCUCUUCAACUACACCCCCUCCGAAGCAAACGCACUAAUCAUCACGCACCGCUCCGACAUAACACGCACGCCCAUCUCAGACGAGCACUGGUCACUUGUGCGCGCUGACCGUGAGAAAGCUGGCUUUGAUCGUGAAGCAUACGAGCAUAGCUUAUUACUGGUCGAUGUGCUGAGGAGUCAGAGUAGUGUUGUCACUGAUGGAGAAUGGAAGAGGUGGACGUUGUUGAGGUUAGGUGGCGUGCUUGGGGAUGAGAAGCAUGUGAGAGAGAUAUGUGGGGUCGAGAGGGAACUGAAGGUUACAAAGGGGGUGAAGUCCGGAAUAGGAUUCAAUGCAGGGGAUGAAGUGGUUGAUUUUGUAUGGGUUGAUGAGGAAGGGAAGAAGAAAGUCGAAGAGUGGGUUAGGGGAUGGGGUGUGCUGGGUAAGGCAAAAGUUGGGGAAGCAAAGCCCCAGCAGUUCUCAGAGUAG
Molecule: messenger RNA, 588 nt
Organism: Cadophora gregata
Lineage: Eukaryota; Fungi; Ascomycota; Leotiomycetes; Helotiales; Ploettnerulaceae
Exons: 1
Coding region: 1-588 (195 amino acids)
Source: RefSeq, a predicted model, not a curated record